CACAUCCGCGCCACAUUGGGGAGAACGAGCGGAGCGAGCGGCACGUGAGGGAGUUGCCAGUUUGCAACGCGAGGCCCGAGCGUGCUGCGGCAUUCGACGCUCGCUGCAUGACAUGUGGAACGAAAUUUCUCGCUAAGGAUCGUUCCGACCGUUCUCGUCUAGCCGGCGACCAACCAUGGUUUUCGAAUCGGUGGUUGUCGAGCUUGUCAACUACGUUCUUGGAGACUACAUUGAGAACUUGGACACGUCCCAGCUCAAGUUGGGAAUAUGGGGCGGAGACAUCAAUCUGAAAGAUCUGGACAUCAAGCAAAGUGCCAUUGAUGAUCUUGAUCUACCUUUCCGUGUCGCAUAUGGUCACAUAGAAAAGCUCACACUGAAGAUUCCAUGGCAGUCAUUAUACAGUGCUACUUAUUCUGCCACGGUGGAAGGCAUCUACAUGGUCAUAGUUCCAAAGUCAGGAGUGAAAUAUGAUGCGGCCAAAGAGCAGAAGCUUCAGCGGGAAGCCAAGCAACGGGAACUUGCUCGAAUCGAGCUGGUGAAGCAGCAAGAGGCAGAGAGAGACAAGCCCAAAGAGGAAAAGCAGGACACCUUCGUUGAGAAAUUGGCGGCACAGAUCAUCAAGAACCUGCAGAUCCGCAUCCGCAACAUCCACAUCCGCUAUGAAGACAAUUUCACCAUCCCCGAGCACCCAUUUUCCUUUGGCAUCACCCUGUACAACUUGUCCUUCGACACGACCAAUGAGGAGUGGGAGCCGUGUGUCCUUGAUGUGUCUGCCAGGAUUGUGCACAAGCUGGUUGAUGUCAGCAGCUUUGGCUUGUAUUGGAACCCAGACUGCAAGCUUUUCAUGGAACAGGAGCAGUCAAAGAUAAAGCCGCUGCUUCAAGAGAAGAUCAGUAAUGAAGCUGUCAGGCCUGCUGAUGUUUCAUACAUGCUCGGUCCGAUUUCCUCGCUUGCCAAGUUGACCAUGGAUACAAAGCCGGAGAUCAAUAACUACAGCACCACAGGGAUGGUUUUGGACAUUCUUGUUGCAGAGAUCAGCAUUGGCAUCAGCAAACGCCAGUUUCAAGACAUGCUGGCACUUUCGGAUUCCGUCAACCGAAUGACACUUGCUGCCCACUACAGGAAGUACAGGCCUGAUGUCCCAGUGCACAACAAUGCUAAAAGAUGGUGGCACUUUGCUUACGAAGCGAUCCUGGAGGAGCACGUGCGACGAUGCAGGCGUAACUGGUCACUGAAGCACAUGCAUGAGCAUGUCCUCAAAGUUAAAGCUUACAAGACUCAGUACAAAGUCAAGUUGCAAACCAAGCAGUCUUCUGAAAACCUCAAGGCACUUGAAGAUGAGUUGGAUGUGUUCAACAUCACACUUGCAAGACGUCAGGCAGAGCUUGAGGUUGAAGAACAGCAGCUGAACGCCCCGAAACAAAGCUGGUUGUCAUCCUGGUGGUUCGGUGGCGACCAAAGUGGCACAGCAUCUCAGACCCAGGACAUUGCCAAGCAGUUUGAGAAAGCCAUGACGCCCGCUGAGAAGGAGAAGCUGUAUGCUGCUAUUGGCUAUCAAGAGAACUCUUCAGCACCAAUCUACCCAGUCAAUUACGUUGCCAAGAAGCUGAAUUUUCUGCUCAAGAACUUUUCAUUGGCUAUACAUGAUGAAGCAAGAGUGAAGACCAUCAUUGUGCAGGUAAUAUUGAAUGAUAUGUCUGCAAGUUUCGAAGAGAGACCCAGAACGGAAGCCAUGAAGUUGGAGUCAAAAAUAGAGAAAUUCAAGGUUCUUGGCUUUCCUGAAGAGCCAUCAGAAUUCUGCACUCUGAUAUCAUCGGAGAUUGUUCAAGGCAAUGAAAAGAAGACUCUUCUGUCCUUUUUGUUCGAAACAAAUCCCAUUGAUGACAAGUGUGACCAGAGAGUUCACCUUUUGGCAGAACCCGUGGAAAUGAUCUACGACGCGACUGUCAUCGCUGCCCUGGCGGAUGUUUUCAGCCCCCCAGAGCAGCAGGCCACCCUUGACAAGCUGCAGGCACAGGCAGUAUCGAAGCUGAACGACAUCAAGGCCAUGUCGGCUACUGGGCUACAGCACGCUAUCGAGCAGCGGAAGGCUCUCGAAGUGCUGGUUGAUCUGAAGCCGUCCUACCUAGUCAUCCACGAAGGUGGUCGGAAGAAGGACAACAAGCUCCUUUUGGUGAUCAGCUUCGGUCAGCUCUAUGUUCACGGCUUGCCGAGGAGUCGCAAGGCGCCUACAGUGCGCGAGCUGGUCAAGUCUGGAAGCACCGAGUCUGAAGUGAUGCAGGUCAUGAUAUCCCAGGCAUAUGAAAAAUACACCGUACGCGUGACGGCCACUGAAAUUGUGGUGUGCCCCCCAGAUAAAGAGUGGAAGUCCGUGCUUAGGAGCGGCAACUCUGAGCUACAUGUCCUGCAGCCUACUGAUGUAUUGGUGGAAAUUGAUAAGUGCAUCAUCGCAGAAAACAUCCGUUUGCCAAAAGUUCGAGUAACUGGGAAGCUGCCGUUGCUACGGGUGUCAGUUACCGAUUUCAAGCUUGUGCAAGUACUGAAGGUCUUGAACAGCAUCCCAACUGGUGGUGCUAGUACACCGCCCAAAGUUGCGGAAGCAGCUCCUGUCAUCCCAUUAGCUGAACAUGAGCUCCCAACAAAGAUUGAGACAACCUCUGCCUUGAAUGUUGUUUCCAAAGGAGAAUCGACAUCAAGCAGUGAGGGUGGGCCACGGCAAGACUAUGAUGCAACGGACCUGGAAUUGAACUUCGAAAUAACCGAGGUGGCCCUGGAUAUCUCGCAGACAAUUCAGGGAGUACUGAAACCUGUGGUGGUCUUCCAAGCGCAGCAGCUGAGCUUGAAGUUGGAUCUUCGGCCGCUGGACAUGCGCUGCCAAUUGUGCCUGAAAAAGACCAUCCUGGAACACAUGGAUUUCACUGCUCCCAACCGCCCUGGGCCACUGAAAAUUCUCGACUCUACAGCCGACCCUGAAACGGGAAGCACGAUCAGCCUCAUAAUUGUGCAGACGAACAAAAAGCACCCAGAUUUUGACACGGUGAGGGGCUCUGUGCUACAGAAGGUGACCCUGGACAUCUCCGAACUGAUGCUGAUUAUGCAUGAAGAAUCCAUCUGUGCCCUGGUGACAUUGUACACUCACUUGAACGACCAGCUUGGCAGCAUGGACAAGGAGCCCAAGGUUUCAGAGACCCAAAUUCAAGCCACCGCUGCAGCGAAACCACUCGGCAGCAAGCAUCCUUCUUCACGCACCAGACGAUCAACUAAUGUGGUUGUGAGCAUGGAUUUGUUUGCUUCGUUGACUGGUUUUGCCCUGGAGAUCUGCAACAAGAACAGGACCAUCUGUGACAUUCUAGUGCGAGGCAUGGAGUUUGGUAUGACGUGGUAUCCGACUAAGCUCGUGACAAGGCUAAACCUCAAGACGGUUGGCAUUGGUGACCCAACACCUGGAACCCUUCAUAAGAACAUACUUGCUGUGCCUGGAGAUGAAGUCAUUGCUUUUGAAAUAACGACUUAUGAGGAAUGUGGAGCCCUGGGCUAUGUGGAAAUGGAUCGAGUGGACAUCAACAUCAAAGCGAGGCUGGGCCGGCUCCAUUUUGUGUUGCUGUACCGUUUCUACUUGGACAUCUAUAACUUUAUAAACAGGUUCCAGGCUGCCAAAGCGAAGAUAAUGGAGGCCACGGCCAGCAUGGCCGAGGCUGCACGUGCCACCGUGGAGUCUGCCUACAAGCAAGCGUACAAGAUGGCCAUGGACAUCCGCAUCGAGGCACCCAUCAUCUGCCUGCCGCAGAACUGCAAGUCACGCAACAUUUUGGUCAUGGACUUUGGAGUGCUGCAUGUGCACAACAAGUUCAAGCUGGACGAGAAUAGCACGCCUGAAUCGCCCUGCCUUCUGGAGGAGAUGGUGGUGGCAUUCGACAACCUCAAGCUCUCGCGAUUCUGCAUGAAAGUUCCACAUUCGCAAGAUGAUGAUGAGUAUCCCCUGCUCCUUCCGGUGUCAUUCAAGUUGCUUGUUAUAAGAAACAUGAACUUUGAGACCCACCCUGAAGUUCCAGAAAUGAAGAAUGAGGGUGUGCUACCAAAGAUUGAGUUGAUUCUCAGUGAAGAGGACUACUGUGCCAUCAUGCGCACCUUGGAUGAGAACUUGAAUGAGAUACCGCCGGAAGAUGAGCCGCUGGAUUGGUCGAAGAUACCCGUGCCUGUCGUGACUAAUGCUCCUUACCCGGUAGAGGAGGUAUACUCACACGACCACACUGAUCCUGUCCUAUCUACAGAUAAAGCGAUAAAGAGGGCCAUCAGAAUUGAUUUGUCGUUCCAGAUUGACUGCGUUGUUUUGGACCUUUACAUGAAGAGGUCGAGCGAGGGGAAGGAAGGCCUGGCCAGGCUGGAGAUUGAGCUCCUCUCGGUCAAGGGACACAUGUUCCAUGACGGGUCCUACUGGAUGGACACGGUGCUUGGCAAUCUGAUUGUGGACGACACUCGUGUCACCCGCAAGAGUGGCCUGACCAGGUUCCUGACACGUUCGAGCCGCAGCAAGGACAAGCUGGUGGAUGUGCUGUACAAGGUGGACAAGAAUGGGGACUUCUUCACCCAGAUUGACUUGUCCAAGAUCACCUUCGUCUACUGUGUCGACUUCUUCAAUGCCAUCAUGAGCUUCUAUUACAUGGACACCAUGUACAAAAAGGCAGAUGAGAAACGGAAGCAGCUGCAACAGCAAGCCACCAAGCGCCAGCAGCCGCCACAGACUCAGGCCUCUGUCACAGAAACAACUUCACCACCAAUGCCCCCGUAUCCUUUGAGGAACUAUACCGUGCAGCUCGAGAUGGACAAGCCAGACAUAGUCCUUGUUGCUGACAUUGAUGAUCCACAGUCUGCAUGUAUUAUCAUGAAGGGAUCUAUCCACCAGAAGCUAAGGCAGGUAGGGACAACACAGUCAAUGAUGGUGAACAUGGAUGACCUCAGGAUGUUUACAUCUUAUGUGGACAAAUUCCAGUCGGAACACAUCCGUUCUGAGAUAUUGAAGCCAACAGAGAUCAGCCUAAACAGCACUUUCACAGUCGAAAGUGGCCAGCACAUGGAAAUCAACUUCUCACCAAUAGAGAUUCACGUGACACCUGGAGCAGUGGAGAUUCUCUCCAAAAGCUUGGGCUCCCUCAGUGCUCCUAGUGCUGAACAAAAGGCCGAUCACGAAGUUGAACCAGACAACAGCGGAGUGUGGAACAUAAUGAUGCUGGACAAGGCAAAACUCUGGUUCUUGGAAGAGCCAACUGUGCCAAUGGCCUUAGAAGCCAUGGAGACCAUGGAAGUUGCACCAGCCACACAAGAUUCCCAGGCUCCCCGGAAGGAUGAGCAAGCUCUUGUGACUGCCAAGUCCAUUGUGAUAACCCUGGAACAAGGUGCUGAGAACCGCACUGUUCCCAUGCUGUUGUGGAAAGCCAGCCUGGAAGCUGAAGUCCUGGAUUGGUCUGGGGAGAUGUCAGUUCGUGGCUUCUUGGGUUCCGUGAUCUUCUACUACAAUGAGAAGCUUGCUGUGUGGGAACCACUGGUGGAGCCCAUUGAAGUUCCCGGUGGUCGCAAGGUCUGGGAGAUUGCUCUUAAGAUUGACAAGCACAUCGGUGAUGAGGAUGUGCACAAUGCAGCCAACAUGCCGCCGAUGUUCUCCAUUGAGCUUCUCGUUGAGGACACCUUGGAGGUGACCAUUUCUCAGACAACACUGCAGGUCCUCAAGGAUCUUGGGGAGGCUUUCAGUGCUGCCUUAGUAAAAGCACCCACGGAGCACAAGCGUUUGGAUGCACCUUAUGUUGUCAAGAACUACCUUGGCAUUGCUGUCCAUGUUAUUCUCGAGGGAACGCCAUUUCGGGUUGCUGCUCCCAAUGUUGAUGACGAUAUUGAUGAGGUGAUCUUGGAGCCUGAUGCCAUGGUGCAACUGACCUUCAAGGAGACCUCCGAGCAGAAGGCAGGGAGGUUCUCGGGCACUCUGGUGGAGCUUAGCCAACAGAACGUCACAGAGGCCAACUUUGCGAUCCAGGUGAAAGAGGCUGGCGUGUCAGCAGUGCGGAAAGUAUGUGUGACCUAUGCUGACAAGCGAUACUUCACGCUGCCCAUCAAGACAUAUCCAGGCGACGACUGGGCAUUCAUCGUGGACACCACGUCCCACUAUGGAUCAAAGCUUGUCAUGAUUUACUCCAUCUGCAAGAUUGUAAACCACCUGUCUGUCCCGAUAGAAGUUUACUACUUGGUCGAAGGUGACAAAGUCUCUGAGGUGUUUCUCUGUGGUGCGAUAGACCCACACAAGGUCCUCCACCUGCCUGUGCGGGCGCUGUACACCAAGACCAGCGAGCUGUUCUUCAAGCCUGUCGGAGAAAAGUACAGAAUGUCCAUGGAGCCAUUCGUUUGGAAGCCCCACAGCGUUGACCACAACAGUAUUCUGCAAUGCCCAUCGAAGACGGAAAGCAACAAGUUCUUUUACAUAAAUGUGUCUGGAAAGACAGAACCCGUGAAGUAUGAUGAAAGCAUUGGCAAGAUUUCGACCAUGCCUCUGUUCAGCAUUGAGCUCCAGCCAACAGUGCUAGUGCGAAACCUGCUCUCCUGCAGCCUCUAUGUCAAACUGGAGAACAUGUCCAAAUUGUUUUGUCUGGAAGCUGGGCAGGGAGUAGAACUCUGGAAUGCUGAAAUUGGAGAAUCCACACUUCUGCUCAAGCUGCAUGGUUACAGAGACAUGGAGUGGUCCUGCACAAAGCUUUUGGAAUCUACCAUGGAUGAACUUUCAGUGCUAACUUUUGAGACUGCAGAAGGUCCGCAAAUGGACCUGGGCAUGCAUGUCGAAACAACCAAUAACUGCAUAGUAUUGGGUCUGUAUUGCCCUUUCUGGAUGGUCAACAAGACGACUGUGGACAUUUCCUACAAGCCUGGAGAAGACAGACGUUUGUCUCUAAUGUCGCAGUCAUCUAUUGAAAAGGAACUGAGUCCAGGAAAGACUGAAGAUUCUGCAGGAAUCCCCCAUCCUGCUACUUUCGAGGGCCCGGUCCUGUUCUCCUAUCGUUCCAAGACAUUGUUCACAAAGAAAAAGGCUGCAAUAAAGAUCUUCAACUCCGAGUGGUCCGAGCGAUUUUCCCUAGAUGCCGUUGGGAGCUCAGGAACCAUAAUCGCCAAAUCCAAGGAUGGCCACUCCUACCUGCUGAGUGUGGGGAUUACACUAAGUUCCACUGGCCUGACAAGAAUCGUCACCUUCACUCCAUACUACCUUAUUUUGAACAACUGCAAGAGUGCCGUCGAGAUCAAGGAGUAUACGGAAAAUUCUGUAUGGAUGAGAAUACUGCCUGGUGCUUGCGUACCAUUCUGGCCUAAAGAAGUACAGAAGCUCGAGCUCUUGGCAAGGUAUGCAGACACAGAGGAGUGCACCGUGCCCUUCUCGUGCAAGGAGACAAAUUCCAUCCUGCUCAAACUUGCAAACAAGAAAGGUGGCUUGUACAUGGCCUGCCAGGUGAGCGAAAGUGCAGCCGUAGUGAGCUUUGGGGACUACGAAGAUGGACUGUCACCCGUCUUCCUGGUGAACCAAAGCAGUGCAGCACUGACCUACUGCCAACAUGGCUACAGGGACAUGUCCAUGUACUCCCUGCCACCCAAGACAGCAGCGCACUACACCUGGGACAACCCAAUGGCAAAACGCUGCCUGCUGUGGGGCCCUGCCGACUGUUCCAAGCUCAACAAGCUUGAGCUGCUUAUGGAUGACUGCGACCAGAUCCAGCUUAAGGAUGACCGCAAGCUGUUCUGGAUUGCAUUCCUGAAUGGCAGGCAGCGAACACUGCUCUUCACUGAAGACUCGGGCCUGGUCUUCAAGAUACAGGAGUCUGGAGCAUUGGAGCGGAACAUCUAUGACAUGGUGCUGAACGUGCAAGCAGUUGGCAUCUCUCUGGUUACUGCAAUACCCAGGAGAGAGAUCAUCUACAUCUCAAUCACAGGUUCUGGUGUAAAGUGGGAGUCCAAGAAGGAGACGAAAAACUACUACAAGGCUGUGUCCACCAAGGAGUCAAACCAGUUGGAGUUGCAGUACCAGCGCUACAACAAUCUGCGCCGGCUGGACAGAGACCCUGCUUCUGUGCUCAUGGUCAAUGGCUACGAGGUGGACUUCAAGCAGAUGAAGAUAAUGUCGAAUCCCAAGAAAGACCUGCGGCGCCUUGCCAGGCCUGGCAUUUGGGCUACGUACAAGAAGUCUCAACACCAGACUAUGGUUCACGCCAAGCUCCACUUGCUCCAGGUUGACAACCAGAUUGCAGAUUGCACUUUCCCUGUGAUAUUGACCCCUGUCACAGUAAGGAGGUCCCUGGGAGAGGGCAUGAUUCCCAAGCCCUUCUUUGAGACCAGUGUGAUAAUGCGACAGUUCGACUACUCACAAGUCCGGCAAUUUAAGUACUUCAAGGUUCUGGUUCAGGAAUUCCAUGCCAGGGUGGACCAAUGCUUUAUCAACGCCAUUGGUUCAUUCCUGACCCUGAAUGAGAAAGAAGCCAACCACGAGGAACUGCUUGAGAAAGACAGGUCAUUGACCAGAGGCGGACUGAAGGAAAUUGCUGAGCAGUUCUCUGAGCAAGGCGUCAAGGACUUCUUCGACAUGCUCCACUUCUCACCAAUCAAGCUUCACUUGAGCUUUUCGCUCUCAGCCGACAGCAAAAACAGCAGUGGCAGCCUGUUUAACCUUUUGCUGCAGAGCUUUGGAGUUACCUUCACAGAGAUACAGGAUGUUGUGCUCAAGCUGGACUACUUUGAGAAGAGCAACACCUACUUGACCAUGCACCAGUUGAUAAAUGAGGCCUCCACUCACUACUUCCAUCAGACCUUGAAGCAGAUCUAUGUGUUGGUGCUGGGGCUGGAUGUGAUAGGCAACCCUGUCGGCCUGCUGACAGGAUUCACUACGGGUGUCGGAGACUUCUUCUACGAGCCACUGCAGGGCGCCAUUCAGGGUCCCGAGGAAUUUGCUGAAGGUCUUGCCACCGGCGUUCGCAGCCUCAUCGGACACACCGUUGGUGGUGCUGCAGGGGCAGUGUCCCGCAUCACAGGCACGCUUGGGAAGGGCAUUGCAGCCCUGACCAUGGACGACGAGUACCAGCGUCGCCGAAGACUGGAACAGAACCGCCGCCCCAAUGACAUUGCAGAGGGUUUUGCCCAGGGCGGAAGGGACCUGGUCAUGGGCGUCUAUGAAGGCAUGACUGGCAUAUUUACCAAGCCAAUGGCUGGUGCUAGGGAGGAAGGCGUCAGCGGCUUCUUCAAAGGGGUCGGCAAGGGCCUGAUUGGCGCAGUGGCCAGACCCACUGGUGGAGUUGUGGACUUUGCCAGUGGCUCCUUCGAUGCUGUCAAGAGGGCUACAGAUUUUGUGGAUGAAGUCCGGCCUGUUCGUCCGGCGCGGUUCAUUAAACCAGACGGAAUUAUCAGGCCCUACAACCUUAUGGAAGCGCAAGGCAAUAGGCUCCUACAGGACGUUGACAAGGGAAAGUAUGCAGAGACGGACGUGUAUGUUGCCCACAUUUCCAUCUGCGAAGAAGGACGGAACAUCUUGCUUGUCACAAAUAGGCGGGUGAUGUUCGUGCUGAAAGGUGACGUGUUUGGCCAGUGGAAUGCAGAGUGGACCUACUCCUGGGAGGAAGUGAAGGAGCCACCGACCGUCACAAGCCAGGGCAUCAAGAUACUGCUCAAGGAGCCAAAGAAGAAGGCUCUUUUUGGCUCCAAGGAGACUGGAAAGAUAAUCCACAUCAAAAACAUGGAUGUGGCCAAAUUCAUAGCACAGAGGAUCGAGGAAGCCAUGAAGAAGCCCCUGUAACAUCUCAUCACUGCACCCUCAACUUCUGUAAUCAAGUGGCCAAGCCCUCCCAAGUCAUGGAAUUGACCAAAGCCAUAAUGGCUCUCCCGUAGACAUGAUGCUUCGUUUUGCACUCCGUGCAUAUGGCUGCUUUAUAUUAUUUAACAUAUUACGAAUCUGCCUAGCAGACUGCAUUUAAGCAGUUUAAUGUGAUUUUCAAUCAGUGUGUGAUCUCCUUGCCAUUUCGGCAACUAUUAACGCUGUCUUUCUCUACGCCAGCCAGCAUCCUGCUAACGUUUUAUAUGCACUUUGCAAAAUGCGUACUUUUUUGGCGUACUAUGCUAUGCACCAUACUACCCGAGUGUCCUUGCUUGAUCAGCUUUACCUCAAUUGUAUCACUAUUAUUAUUUUGUGUGUACAUAUAGUUAUACUUAAUAUCUGUGUGCAAAUAAAUAUCCUAUGCUAUGUAAAUAAAUUGUUGCCCAGACUACAUCAGUUAAUUCGAAACUAGUUGUUUAAUUGCACGUUUCUAUAAAACUGUUUGCUUGCCCUGUGCACACCUAUGUCAGGACCAAACCAAAGCAGCCUAUGCACUGUGGUAGGUAACAAUGUGCAGAGCUUCAUAUAUUUGUGAACUGCUGCCAGCUUUGUUUUUAUUACUUAUUGUUAAUUUUAUAACCUAGGAGAAACCUGCAUGGAGCUAAUGAGAUGUUGGAGCUGUGGUUUGCAAAUGUAAAGACACUGUUAGAUGAACCCAAGUUCCUAAUCUUGUUAUAAGACAGUGCCAUUUUCCUGGCUAGUCCUAGUUGUUGACUUCCAUUUCAAAGAAAGCCUUGUUGAAUUUUCCUUUGAAUAAAAAUUCCAUUUGACGUUU
This is a messenger RNA of Dermacentor silvarum, 10661 nucleotides long. RefSeq names its product intermembrane lipid transfer protein Vps13-like (gene Vps13). Gene Ontology annotation, biological process: protein retention in Golgi apparatus; protein targeting to vacuole. Gene Ontology annotation, cellular component: extrinsic component of membrane. The record is from RefSeq and is a predicted model, not a curated record. The coding region runs from base 176 to 9808 and encodes 3210 amino acids. NCBI's taxonomy places the organism in Eukaryota, Metazoa, Arthropoda, Arachnida, Ixodida, Ixodidae. The transcript is spliced from 75 exons.